GUCAAAGACCCAGGUCUCUGCUCCAAGACAGAGAGAAUCACCACUGCUUGAUGCAUCUGGGAGGCCACUAAGUGGACACCUCGACAACGACGCGCUGCCAGUUUCCCAGUAACGGGUCUCCAUAGUAACAUGCCGUUCCAGGGCUCUCCGGGUAGCGCUCGGGUGGACCUGGGGUUCCUGGAGCCCCAGCAUGGCCUGCAGGUCACUGUGGAUGAGUCACCCCCCAGUAAAGACACUGAGCAGCCCAUUAACUGCCACAGUGGACGAGGGUCGUUGCGUAGCGAGGGGAGAGGUCUGAUGGCUGUUCUCGUGUGUCUGUCCAAAGUCCCCCUGCUCUUCCUCCUCCUCUAUGUGUUCAUCUGCUCUCUAGAUGUCCUGAGCUCGGCCUUCCAGUUAGCUGGAGGAAAAGUUGCAGGGGACAUCUUCAAGGAGAGUGCCAUCCUGUCCAACCCUGUGGCGGGGCUGGUAGUGGGUAUCCUAGUAACCGUCCUGGUGCAGAGUUCCAGCACCUCCACCUCCAUUAUAGUCAGCCUGGUCUCCUCCGGAUUGCUCCAAGUGCAGGCGGCCAUUCCCAUCGUAAUGGGCUCCAACAUCGGGACGUCAGUCACCAACACCAUCGUGGCGCUGAUGCAAGCCGGAGAGAGAGAGGAGUUCAAACAAGCGUUUGCCGGGGCCACGGUGCAUGACUGCUUCAACUGGCUGACGGUGCUGGUGCUGCUGCCGCUGGAGGUGGCCAGUGGGCUGGUGAGGCGCGUGUCCUACGUCGCGGUGACCAGCCUGCCCCUGCUGCAGAGCGGACAGGAGGCCCCCGAACUGCUGAGGGUCAUCACCGAGCCCCUCACCAAAGUCAUCAUUCAGCUGGAUAAGUCUGUCAUCACAGGCCUCGCCAUGGGGGAUGAACAGAUGAGAAACAGAAGUCUGGUGAAGGUCUGGUGUCAGAGCAACACUCACACAAUUGCCACAAAUGUGUCUUCAUUUGGCGUAACAGGCGUCACAGCUGAGAAUGUGACGCUGGAAAUUCAUCAUGAGAAAUGCACUCACCUGUUUGUGGACUCCCCCCUAUCCGACCUGGCGGUGGGGCUGAUCCUCCUGGCUGGCUCGCUGCUGGUGCUCUGCUCCUGCCUGGUGCUCCUGGUGAAGCUGCUCAACUCCCUCCUCAAAGGACAAGUGGCCAGAGUCAUCCAGAAGAUCAUCAACACAGAUUUCCCCUGGCCCUUCGCCUGGUGCACUGGGUACCUGGCCAUCCUGGUGGGAGCUGGGAUGACCUUUGUGGUGCAGAGUAGCUCUGUCUUCACCUCCGCCAUCACGCCCCUCAUAGGUCUUGGCGUGAUAAGCCUGGAGCGUGCUUACCCAUUAACUCUCGGGUCCAACAUUGGCACCACCACCACGGCCAUACUAGCGGCCCUCGCUAGCCCAGGGGACAGACUCGUGGCAGCCUUUCAGGUUGCCCUAUGUCAUUUCUUUUUCAACGUCCUGGGCAUCUUAAUGUGGUACCCCGUACCUGUCACCCGCUUCCCCAUCCGCAUGGCCAGGUUCCUGGGGGAGCAGACCGCCGAGUACCGCUGGUUCGCCGUCCUCUACCUGCUCCUGUGCUUCCUCCUGCUGCCCUCCCUGGUCUUCGCCCUGUCCAUGGCGGGUUGGCGGGUCAUGGUGGGCACGGGCGUCCCCUUUGUCGUCGUCGUGGUAUUUGUCGCCGUGGUGAACCUGCUCCAGGCCCGCAGGCCGCAGUGCCUGCCCGUGAAGCUGCGGAGCUGGACGUUCCUGCCGCUGUGGAUGCGUUCCCUGCAGCCCCUGGACGCCGUCAUCACCAGAGUGGCACUCAGAUGCACCAAGAUCAGAAGCAGCCAGCGGGGACACCUUGCCCCAGUCUUGCCCCAGUUGUCCACUGUGAAAUUGCUGGAGGCUGGAGAACUGAUUGACAAUCCUGUGAUGAUUUCUCUCAGUCAAGUGAACAGCAGCCAGACGAUAGAAGAUGGCAGGAGCACUCGACUUUAGAUGAGGCAACACAAAAGAUAAUUGACAUUCUACUCUUCUUUUUACCUUCUUCUUCUUCUUCUUUUUACCUUCUUCUUCUUCUUCUUCUUCUUCUUCUUCUUCUUCUUCUUCUUCUUCUUCUUCUUCUUCUUCUUUUACAUUAAUUUUUUUGCUUUCUUCCUCUUUCUGUAUUCUCUCUGGCAACACACUGACCUGACUGUGCUAUGCAGCACAUACACAAGUCUGAAGUGCAUACAUCAGUCAGAUAGGAGAUACACAUAGGACUAAAACAUUCAUGAGGUUUUGAAGCCACAUGGGCACUUCAUACUUGUGUAACACGAAAAAAGUAAAAACAAAAAGUCCGUGUCUGAUAAACAGAAAUCCCUGUAAAUAAGGAGUUUUAAAAAUGACUUUUUGCCAUGACCAGGGCCGCUGACAAAUUUGGCUGGGCCCAGGACAAAGUCAUCUGAAAGGGCCCCUCACCCAAUGCAUAUAAUGUAAUUGGGACUCAAUUCUGGGGCCCCUAUCUCCCUGGGCCCGGGACAACAUAUCCGUUUGUCCCCCCUGUCGGCUUCCCUGGCCAUGACUAUGAACUAGACUAUUUAGUUUGAGGUUUGAGCAGAGGCUUCACUUUUGUCUUAUUCAUGUCACGCUGUUGGAGGAAGCGCAUACUAUUCAUCAUCCAUCCGAUAACAUCCGAGGCAUAAAUUCUGCCUUGUGCCACUUUGUAUUGAUGACAUGUGAUGUUUCUUAUGUUGUAUGCAGGCAUCCUCCAUCCAUGGUCCACGACAUGGUGAGCCUACGUCUUAGGAUUCCAUUUUCUGCUUGUCUAUGAAGAUUCUCAUUCAUCCAGGUCAUCUUUAUUAAGAGCUUAGUUGUAGACAACUGGACUUCAAAUGGGCUUCAGAAACAAGUCCUACAACGAAACUCUUUUGACUAUUAUGUGUAUGGUUCAAAAUCAAUGUAGGCCUAUGUAUUGAAGUGUCUUCAUAAUUCGGUUUUGUCUUGAAAAUGGAACCCUUUGUAAAAGUUGUGUUCAUUGAAAUCUCUUUGGUCAUUUAUUUAUCACGAGGUCCGUUUCUCUUUACCAUGCGAGCAGUGUUAGCACUGGUCUA
Messenger RNA from Engraulis encrasicolus (European anchovy), 3089 nucleotides. It is a transcript of the gene slc34a1b, whose product is annotated as solute carrier family 34 member 1b. The transcript is spliced from 12 exons. Gene Ontology annotation, cellular component: vesicle; brush border; apical plasma membrane. NCBI's taxonomy places the organism in Eukaryota, Metazoa, Chordata, Actinopteri, Clupeiformes, Engraulidae. Gene Ontology annotation, molecular function: sodium:phosphate symporter activity. Gene Ontology annotation, biological process: sodium-dependent phosphate transport; intracellular phosphate ion homeostasis. The coding region runs from base 130 to 1995 and encodes 621 amino acids. The record is from RefSeq and is a predicted model, not a curated record.